Nanorana parkeri is the source of this 5895-nucleotide messenger RNA. It is a transcript of the gene CHD2, whose product is annotated as chromodomain helicase DNA binding protein 2. The transcript is spliced from 38 exons. The record is from RefSeq and is a predicted model, not a curated record. Gene Ontology annotation, cellular component: chromatin; nucleus. Bases 166 to 5505 code for a protein of 1779 amino acids. Gene Ontology annotation, molecular function: histone binding; ATP-dependent chromatin remodeler activity; chromatin binding. NCBI's taxonomy places the organism in Eukaryota, Metazoa, Chordata, Amphibia, Anura, Dicroglossidae. Gene Ontology annotation, biological process: regulation of transcription by RNA polymerase II; nucleosome organization.
CCUUUACAUUAUUAUCUGUUUUUUCCCUUUUUUUUGGAAAUUUUUCCGGCUUUUACCGCUAUCAGGAUUACAAUGCUCCCCGCAGCCGAUCGCCGCCUGGAUUGAACAGCAAAUAACCUGAGCACCCGACUUCAAAGAGCAAGUCUGCCCCAGAAUCCGGACAGGAUGAUGAGCAAUAAGGAGAAAGGCACCGAGGAUGAGGGUGGCUCAGCCCACAGCAAUGUAUCCAGUCAUUCGGCCUCAGAAGAGUCUAAUCACUCCGCGUCAGAAUCAGGCAGCCAAUCAGAAAGCGAGCAAGCAAGUGAGCAGGCAAGUGAGCAGGCCAGUGAAUCCAAUAGCAGCUCUGUGUCUUCAGAGAGUCAGUCUGAAUCAGAAUGCGACUCUGCAGGCUCCAAAACCCAGGAUGCAGCAACCGAUACAAAACAGAAGAAUCUUCCCAAAAAGGAGAGAUUGGCGGAUGUGAAAAAGAUGUGGGAGGAAUACCCUGAUGUAUAUGGAGUUAGAAGGUCCAACCGGAGUAGACAAGAGCCAUCGAGGUUUAAUACUAAAGCAGAGAGCAUGGAUUCUGAAAGUGAAAGCCCUAGGAGAAGAAGCCUUAGAAGCACCCGCAAGAAGGGUUCAUCCAUGGCUGGUUGGAGGAAUCAGAAAAGGCCUCAGCGUGGAAAGAAGAGGAGGACAGAAUCCUCAGAUGAUGAUGACGACGAUGAUGACGAUGAUGAUGACACGCCUAAAAGGCAAACAAGACGCAGAGUAGCUAAAAAAGUUAGCUGCAAAGAGGAUGAUGACUUUGAAACAGAUUCUGAUGAUCUGAUAGAAAUGGCUGGGGAGGAAGUAGAUGAACAAGAAGAUAACAAUGAAACUAUAGAGAAAGUAAUGGACUCCAGGACUGGAAAGAAAGGAGCAAUUGGAGCCUCAACAACUGUAUAUGCUACAGAAGCCAAUGGGGAUCCAUGUGCUGACUUUAAUCCAGAAACAGAUGAAGCAGAGCAACAGUUCCUCAUCAAAUGGAAAGGCUGGUCUUACAUUCACAGCACAUGGGAGAGUGAAGAGUCCCUCCAGCAGCAGAAGGUGAAAGGCCUGAAGAAACUGGAGAACUUUAAGAAGAAGGAUGACGAAAUUAAGCAAUGGCUAUCAAAAGUUUCCCCUGAAGAUGUAGAGUAUUAUAACUGCCAGCAGGAACUAGCAGGAGAACUGAAUAAGCAGUAUCAAAUCGUUGAGAGGGUCAUAGCUGUCAAGACUGGUAAAUCUGCUACUGGACAUUCUGACGUUCCAGUCCGCAGCCGGAAAAACUCCACCUCCAAUGAACCAGAGUACCUGUGCAAGUGGAUGGGUCUCCCCUAUGCCGAGUCCAGUUGGGAAGACGGAGCCCUCGUUGGGAAGAAAUUCCAGCACUGCAUUGACAGCUUCAACAACCGUGAAAACUCAAAAAACACUCCAGUGAAAGACUGCAAGAUCCUGAGACAAAGACCCCGGUUUGUGACAUUGAAGAAACAGCCUUCUUACAUUGGAGGUGAAGGGCUUGAGCUCCGGGACUAUCAGCUGGAGGGUCUGAACUGGCUGGCUCACUCGUGGUGCAAGAACAACAGUGUUAUCCUUGCUGAUGAGAUGGGCUUGGGAAAGACUAUUCAGACCAUUUCCUUCCUUUCAUACCUGUUUUACCAGCAUUUUUUAUAUGGCCCAUUUUUGUUGGUGGUGCCAUUAUCUACUCUGACUUCCUGGCAGCGAGAAUUUGAGGCGUGGGCGCCUGAAAUUAAUGUGGUGGUUUAUAUAGGAGACGUUGGGAGCAGAAACACAAUACGAGAGUAUGAAUGGGUUCACCAGCAGAGCAAGAAAAUGAAGUUUAACGCACUACUGACAACCUAUGAAAUUUUACUGAAGGACAAGGCUGUGUUGAGCAGUAUUAAUUGGACUUUUCUUGGAGUUGAUGAAGCUCAUCGGUUGAAGAAUGAUGAUUCUUUGCUCUAUAAGACCCUUAUAGACUUCAAGUCCAACCACAGACUGCUGAUCACUGGGACUCCUCUCCAGAAUUCACUGAAGGAACUGUGGUCACUGCUGCACUUUAUUAUGCCAGAAAAGUUUGAGUAUUGGGAGGACUUUGAGGAGGACCAUGGCAAAGGGAGAGAAAAUGGUUAUCACGGCCUUCACAAAGUCCUGGAACCAUUUCUACUGCGAAGAGUCAAGAAGGAUGUUGAGAAAUCUUUACCAGCUAAAGUGGAGCAAAUCCUGCGAGUGGAGAUGUGUGCACUACAGAAACAGUAUUACAAGUGGAUUUUAACCAGAAACUAUAAAGCAUUGCAAAAAGGCACAAAGGGCAGCACAUCUGGAUUCCUCAAUAUUGUAAUGGAACUGAAGAAGUGCUGCAAUCACUGUUUUCUCAUUAAGCUACCAGAUGAGUUAGAGAAACAAAGCAGACUAGAUGGACUGCAGGCAUUGAUCAGGAGCAGUGGAAAGCUUGUUCUGCUGGACAAAUUGUUGACACGACUGCGCGAAAGAGGAAACCGCGUGCUUAUCUUUUCUCAGAUGGUGCGCAUGUUGGACAUCUUGGCAGAGUACUUCACCAUAAAGCACUACCCAUUUCAGAGACUCGAUGGUUCAAUUAAGGGAGAGAUUCGUAAGCAAGCGCUGGAUCACUUUAAUGCCGAAGGCUCAGAGGAUUUUUGUUUUUUGCUUUCUACUCGUGCUGGUGGGCUUGGGAUAAAUUUGGCAUCUGCUGACACAGUAGUCAUCUUCGAUUCAGACUGGAAUCCUCAGAAUGACUUGCAAGCUCAGGCUAGAGCUCACAGGAUUGGCCAGAAGAAGCAGGUAAACAUUUAUCGGCUUGUUACUAGGGGCUCUGUCGAGGAGGAGAUUAUAGAACGGGCAAAGAAAAAAAUGGUUCUUGAUCAUCUUGUAAUCCAGCGAAUGGACACCACUGGUCGAACGGUGCUGGAAAACAACUCUGGAAGUUCAAAUUCCAAUCCAUUUAACAAAGAUGAAUUGGCGGCGAUUUUAAAGUUCGGAGCAGCAGACCUCUUUAAGGAACCUGAAGGAGAGGAAUCAGAACCUCAGGAAAUGGACAUUGAUGAGAUUUUACGGCUGGCAGAGACCAGAGAGAAUGAGCCAAGCUCCAGUGCCACUGAUGAGUUGCUUUCUCAGUUUAAGGUGGCUAACUUUGCAACUAUGGAAGAAGAACCUGAACUGGAAAACCGAGUCCAAAAAGAUUGGGAUGAUAUUAUUCCUGAGGACCAGAGGAAGAAGAUAGAAGAAGAGGCGCGUCAGAAAGAGCUGGAAGAGAUUUACAUGCUUCCCAGGAUUCGAAGUUUGAACAAAAAGGCACAGGCAAAUGACAGUGAGUCUGACCUGGAAUCGAAACAGAAGGCCCAAAGGUCCUCUGGGUCAGACAGUGAAACUGAUGACUCUGACGAUGAUAGAAAACCCAAGCGCAGAGGCCGUCCUCGCAGUGUUCGGAAAGACACAGUGGAGGGAUUUACAGAUGUAGAGAUACGCAGGUUUAUCAAAGCCUACAAGAAGUUUCCGACUCCACUUGAAAGGCUGGAAUGCAUUGCACGUGAUGCAGAGCUUGUUGAAAAGUCGGUGGCGGAUCUAAAGAGACUGGGAGAGUUACUGCACUCUAGCUGCACAUCAGCGAUGCAAGAGUUUGAGGAGCAGUUGAAAGAGAAUCCAACUGAUGGGAAAGGUCCAGGCAAGAGACGAGGUCCAACUAUAAAAAUUUCUGGUGUCCAAGUAAAUGUGAAAGCAAUUAUUCAACAUGAAGAAGACUUUGAGAUUCUCAACAAAGCCAUUCCUAAAGAUGCAGAAGAAAAGAAAAAGUUCAGAUUGUCCAGUCGGAUCAAAGUUGCUCAUUUUGAUGUUGAUUGGACUGUAGAAGAAGAUUCUCGAUUACUUCUGGGAAUUGUUGAACAUGGUUAUGGAAACUGGGAGCUCAUCAAAAGUGACCCAGAAUUACAGUUGGCUGAUAAGAUCUUGCCAGUGGAAACAGAGAAGAAACCACAAGCGAAACACUUGCAGACCAGAGCAGACUAUCUGCUGAAAAUUCUGAAAAAAGAAAUGGAGAAAAAGGAGAGUGGUCAGAGCGAUGAGGUAAAGGUAAAGAAAAGGCGGCCACGUGUGAAGAAAGAGGGGGCAGGCAAAGCUAAAGAUGAGCAUGGCAAAGAAAUCUCUUCUCCCAGAAAUUCUGACAACCAUUCAGAAGAUGGCGACAACAAGGAGGAUGGCUCACUAAAGAGUCCAAGCAAGAAAAAGCAAAAGAAAAAAGAUAACAAAGAAAAUAAGGAUAAACAGAACCAAAAAAAGGAUGCAGCCAAAGAAAAGAAGAAGGCAAAGGACAAGCCAAAGCGGGGUGAAGGCAAGUCUGGUAGCCGGAGCAAAAAGAACCAGGGACCAGUCCACAUUACAGCAGGAAAUGAGCCAGUUCCCAUUGGAGAGGAAGAAGAUGAUGACUUGGACCAGGAAACAUUCAGUAUUUGCAAGGAGAGGAUGAGGCCAGUAAAAAAAGCUCUGAAGCAGCUGGAUAAACCGGACAAAGGUCUGGCUGUUCCGGAGCAGCUGGAACACACUCGGACCUGCUUGCUAAAAAUUGGAGACCGCAUAUCUGAGUGCCUUAAAUCUUACACUGAUCAGGAACAUACCAAGUUGUGGAGAAGAAAUCUCUGGAUAUUUGUCUCCAAAUUCACUGAAUUUGAUGCCAGGAAGUUGCACAAGUUGUACAAAAUGGCAGAUAAAAAGAGGUCCCAGGAAGAAGACGAACAUAAGAAGAAGGAUGGGCCUCCUAACAAGAAGCUUUUCCGACAAGAAGCAUCUGGAUCCAGCCGUGACGAUCUUGCCUCACAGCAACACGGACUCCAUAUGCAGCAUAAUAUGCCACCACAUCCGCCACAGAUGCAUGGGCACCAAAGAGAAAACUAUGACAGCCCUAAUAAGAGACCAUUUAAUAAUUCAGAUCGAGGUGAGUGGAGGGAACGGCAAUUUAACUAUGGAGGCAAUAGUAAUAAUAACCAGCCAUGGGGAGGAGACCGCCAUCACCAGUAUGAUCAACACCGAUACAAAGAUCACCACUAUUCUGAUCGACGUCCUCAUGGUGAUCCUCGGAGGAAUUCUGCAAACUACAGGCCAAACCCUCCAGCCCGCAAGCGGCCUUAUGACCAGUAUAACAAUGAACGAGACCAUCGUGGUCACAGGGAAUAUUAUGACAGACAUCAUCAUGACAACAAGAGGAGAAGAUCAGAUGAAUUUCGUCCUCAAGGUUACCAUCAGCAGGACUUCAGAAGAAUGGGGUCUGAUCACCGGCCCCCAAUGGGAUUUCAUGGACAAGGACCUUCAGAUCAUUACCGCUCAUUCCAUCCAGAAAAACCCGGGGACUACAAAGGUCCUUCCCAGCAGUCCUCUACCCUCUCAGAUCCUCGUUCUCCACCUAUUCAAAGAUCCCCUCACGAAUCCAAAUCCCCCAUGGACAGAUCAAUAGAACAGAGAAGUACAGACUACAAUUGGAACAGUCGAAAAACAUAGGACACCUGACCUUAGGAUCUAACGAAAGCCCACAAUGGCCAUUUACUUAAAGUGGUCCUUGCUGCUAUAGACUAAGCUCAUUUUGAGAAUUAUGGGUUCUGGAUAACCCACCAUAAUGCAUAUAUAUGGCAUUUUUCUAGCACCUGUGCCAUUUGUGUGAAUCCAUCAGAUGUUUCUAUCUCACAUACACUUGUUGAACAUUUUAUAUCAUUUCAAGUAUUUCCCCCUUCUGAUAUUUUGGCAGGAACUUGGAGAAGUAAAAAUCCUUUCCGGAAGAAUGGGCACUGUGAGCAUGGUCACUUUGUAAUUUCAAGGCCUUUGAAAUGAUGGACUCUUGUGCAGCUGAUGUGGCUCAGAUGCUAAGGUGUUUGGUCAGAGCUGCAGGCACAA